This is a messenger RNA of Fusarium proliferatum ET1, 255 nucleotides long. RefSeq lists its product as uncharacterized. The coding region runs from base 1 to 255 and encodes 84 amino acids. The transcript has a single exon. The record is from RefSeq and is a predicted model, not a curated record. NCBI's taxonomy places the organism in Eukaryota, Fungi, Ascomycota, Sordariomycetes, Hypocreales, Nectriaceae.
AUGUCUAGACCAUUCGCCAUUGAGAAUAUUGGCUACAGGGAUUACAAUAUAUACACCAUUAUAUCAGCUUCAGUACCCAUUAUCAUCUUCUUCUAUCUGGACACAAUUAAUUGCAACCCUAAGGCUCUCAAUAAUACCUUGGUAGAAGCGAGUAUGGCCCUGGAAGUGAUCUCGAUGAUUACCAAGAUGGAUAGUUCGUUCAAUGCAGGUGAACAGAAUUGGAAUCACGAUCUGGAAGAAAAGCAACACGCAUAA